Molecule: messenger RNA, 2755 nt
Organism: Alexandromys fortis (reed vole)
Lineage: Eukaryota; Metazoa; Chordata; Mammalia; Rodentia; Cricetidae
Product: zinc finger protein 709-like
Exons: 4
Coding region: 97-1752 (551 amino acids)
Biological process (GO): negative regulation of transcription by RNA polymerase II
Molecular function (GO): DNA-binding transcription repressor activity, RNA polymerase II-specific
Source: RefSeq, a predicted model, not a curated record
UCCGUGUCUGAGCAAGCGCGAGGGCUGUGGUAUUAUGUGCAGAGAGCAGUGCUGCGGGGAGCUGUGUGGGGCCAGGGAGAGCUCGGAAGCUGCGACAUGGAUGCAGUGACCUAUGAGGAUGUGCAUGUGAACUUCACUAGGGAAGAGUGGACUUUGCUUGCUCCUUCCCAGAAGAGUCUCUACAAAGAUGUGAUGGUAGAAACCUACAGAAAUCUCACGGCUAUAGGCUACAAAUGGGAAGAUGAGAAUAUGGAAGAAUAUUAUCAGCAUUUUAGAAGACAUGGAUGGCACAAAAGAAGUCGUCCUAUAGAGAAUCACUAUGAAUGCAAGCAGUGUGGUAAAAACUUUUCAUGUCACUGUGAAGAUUAUUAUAAUCUUCCCUUUCAAGACUCAAGUCAUACUGGACAGAAAUCCUAUGAAGGUAUUCGAUGUGGCAAAGACUUUGCACAUCACAGUUAUCACCAAAUACCUGAAAGAACAAAAAGUGGAGAGAAUCACAAUGAAUAUAAGCAGUGUGGUAAAACUUUUAGACAUCAUAAUCAUCUUCAAAAGUAUGAAAGCACUCAGACUGUAGAGAGACGCUUCAAAUGUAAACAAUGUAGCAAAUCCUUUACACUUAAUUUUAAUCUGAAAAUGCAUGAAAGAAUUCAUACUGGUGAGAAACCCUAUGAAUGUGAGCAAUGUGGUAAAGCCUUUAGAAAUAGAAGCUACCUAAAGAUACAUGAACGAAAUCACACUGGAGAGAAACCCUAUGAAUGUAAGCAAUGUGGUAAAGCCUUUAUACAUGUCAGUCAUCUGAAACUACAUGAACGAAAUCAUACUGGCGAUAAACCCUACGAAUGUAAGCAAUGUGGUAAAGCCUUUACAUGUAACAGUUAUCUGAAAAUACAUGAAAGAAUUCAUACUAGAGAGAAACCCUAUGAAUGUGAGCAAUGUGGUAAAGCCUUUAGAAAUAGAAGCUACCUAAAGAUACAUGAACGAAAUCACACUGGAGAGAAACCCUAUAAAUGUAAGCAAUGUGGUAAAGCCUUUACAUGUAGCGGUUAUCUUAAAACACAUGAAAGAAUUCAUACUGGAGAGAGACCCUAUGAAUGUAAGCAAUGUGGUAAAGCCUUUACAUGUACUGGUAAUCUGAAAAUACACGAAAAAACUCAUACUGGAGGGAAACCCUAUGAAUGUAAGCAAUGUGGUAAAUUCUUCGUAUGUAACAGGUUUCUGAAAAUACAUGAACGAAAUCAUACUGGAGAGAAACCCUAUGAAUGUAAGCAAUGUGGUAAAACCUUUGUAUGUGACAGGUAUCUGAAAAUACAUGAAAGAAAUCAUACUGGGGAGAAACUCUAUGAAUGUAAGCAAUGUUAUAAAACCUUUUUUAGUAAUAGCCAUCUGAAAAGACAUGAAAGAAUACAUAUAGGGGAGAAACCGUAUGAAUGUAAGCAUUGUGGUAAAGCCUUUACAUUAUGCAGUAUUCUGAAAAUACAUGAAAGAAUUCAUACUGGGGAGAAACCCUAUGAAUGUAAGCUAUGUGAUAAAGCCUUUUUGUGUACCAGUCAUCUGAAGAGACAUGAAAGAAUCCAUACUGGAGAGAAACCCUAUGAAUGUAAGCAAUGUAAUAAAGCCUUUUCAUGUAACAGUCAUCUGAAAAGACAUGAAAGAAUUCAUACUGGAGAGAACCAUUAUAAAUGCAAACAAUGUGAUAAAAUCUUUAAAUGCAGUAGUUACCUGAAAAGACAUGAAAGAAACCAUACUGCAUAGAAUCCCUAUUAAUGUUAGCAAUGUGGUAAAACCUUUAUAAGUAGCAGUCAUCUGAAAUUUCAUGAAAGAAAUCAUACUGGGGAGAAAUCCUAUGAAUGUAAGCAAUGUUGGAAAGCCUUUUUAAGUAACAGUCAUCUGAAAAGACGUGAAAUAAUUCAUACUGGAAAGACAUACUAUUGUAGCGUGUUCAAAGGUGUGUGGAUUAAUAUCUGGGCCUUUUAUUGGGUUCCAUUGGUCCUCCUGUUUGUUCUUCUGCCAAUACCAGGCUGUUUUCAGUACUCUAGCUAUGUAGUAAAGUUUGAGGUCAGGGAUUGUGAUGCCUCCAGAAAUUCUUUUAUUGUACAGGAUUGUUUUGGCUAUACUGGUUUUUUGCUUUUCCAUAUGAAGUUGAGUACUGUUCUUUCAAGGUCUGUGAAGAAUUAUUCUGGGAUUUUGAGGGCAUUGCAUUGAAUCUGUAGAUUGCUUUCGGUAAGAUUGCCAUUUUUACUAUGUUAAUUCUACCUACCCAAGAGCUUGGGAGAUCUUUCACUUUCUGGUGUCUUCUUCAAUUUCUUUCUUCAAUGAUUUAAAGUUCUUGUUAUAGAAGUCUUCCACUUGUUUGUUUAAGACUUUCUCCGAGAUAUUUUAUGUUAUUUGUAGCUAUUGUGAAGGAAAAUCAGGUAUGUUUUUGGAGUUUUUUCUCUACCAUCCUUUUAGGGAUUCUGUGGUCAUAUACAGGUUAAUGGCCUUUUCUUCGUGAAUUUUUCCCUUUGUACCAUCUCACCUGUGCAGUGAUAAAAAUUGUAAUAAUAUUGUAUCAAUAAAAGUUUAAAAUAAUUAACAGUAUUUUCAUCUAAAUAUAUUUGUACACAGGACAACUGAAAGAAUAUAUCUAUUUACAUGUGAAAAUGAUAGUCAUGUACGUUGUGUUUUAUUUCCUGUUCAUUCUGAAGUAUAAAUGUAAACAUUUGUUGAUAACAGUUUCAUUAACAUUGUCUAAGAAAUAAAGUAUAUUUCAGAGAGA